Messenger RNA from Lytechinus pictus (painted urchin), 2054 nucleotides. Its product is annotated as carboxypeptidase N subunit 2-like. Gene Ontology annotation, biological process: signal transduction. NCBI's taxonomy places the organism in Eukaryota, Metazoa, Echinodermata, Echinoidea, Temnopleuroida, Toxopneustidae. Bases 1 to 1635 code for a protein of 544 amino acids. The record is from RefSeq and is a predicted model, not a curated record. The transcript has a single exon. Gene Ontology annotation, molecular function: protein binding.
AUGUCUUUCAACCUGAUAGAAACUUUAUCUGCUAACACGUUUGAUAAUGUCCCGUCUCUUCGUGAGAUUUAUCUUGGAAACAUGCUAACCAGUGUCAUAACACUAAAUGGGGUGUUUAAUCGCACCAAGAAUCUCGUCAAGUUAAGUCUAUCUUCUACAGAGAUAACAUCGCUGAGUCCCUCCGAUCAGUUUACAGGCGCGGUAUCUCUGGAGGAACUUUCCAUGUGUGAGAAUAACAUUGGGAUUGAAAACCUAUUCAACAGUGCCACAAAUUCGUCUCUCUUUAAAGGUUUAACAUCCCUCAGGAAACUGACCCUCAGAGAAAACCAUCUAAUGCAUCUAGUACCUGGAGUUUUCCGACCUCUCAUCGCGCUUCAUUCUUUGGAUCUAUCCAACUCCAAAAUUGAAACUUUGGAACCAGAAAGUUUUAGUGGAUUGACGUCUCUGAGGAAUCUGUACCUUAAUGAUAAUUGUAUCAAACGUAUCUCUGCUGAUACAUUCUCUGGAUUGGGGAACCUUGACGUAUCCCUUUUCCUUAGGAAAUCGAAAAUUGAAACUUUGGAACCAGAAAGUUUUAGUGGAUUGACGUCUCUGAGGAGUCUGUACCUUAAUGAUAAUUGUAUCAAACGUAUCUCUGCUGAUACAUUCUCUGGAUUGGAUAACCUCACAUCCCUUUACAUUAACAACAACUUGUUAAGAUUUCUAGACAAACGCAUCUUUGUAGCAACCCCCAAUCUACAUAUACUCUCAUUGUCGAACAACAUCAUUAGAACUGUGCAAAAGGGUACAUUCUUCCCAAAGAGCAAUGUUACGUUUUUCCUAGACAUUUCAGGAAAUCCUCUCUCUUGCAACUGUGAGUUGAGUUGGUUUCGAACUUGGCUCAACGAACACACCACAAGCAUUCUUCAUCUUCAGGAAACCGUAUGUUCAAAGGGAUCCUUCGAAACCGUGGUUGGCAAGCCCAUCUUAGAAUUUGACCCAACCAAUAUAUGUGGUUUUAAUACCAUACCCAUCACCAGUUUAACCCUUUUCACAUUUAUCGUUAUUUAUCUGUCUUUGCUGGUUUAUCACAAACGGUCGUGGCUGAGAAUCAAGUUUAUGUUUCUGAAACAAGCCAUCCGUGGUUCAGGAAGGAUAGUGGAAAAUUUCAAGGAUGAAAAUUAUGACUUUCACCUCAACAUCAUGUUCCAUGAUGGGGAAGAGGAAUGGAUGGAUCAAGUCAUGAAACCCGUCCUGGCGGAGAGGUUCCCUAAUAUAAAGAAAAUAAUCUACGGAGAUGGGGAACUCCGCAAGGAAAUGUUCUACAUCAAUGCAAUAUAUGACGCAAUUGAGAACAGCUUCAAGACUGUACUGCUGAUAAGCAACCGUUCUCUGCGUGAUAUCUGGUGCAUUACGAAACUCCGUCUGGCACUUGAGCACGUCAGUGACACCGGAUUGGACAAAUUCAUACUGAUCUUUAUAGAAGACAUCGAGGAAGAUGACAUGCCCUCUCUCAUCCAGGUAUUUCUGAGUGAGAACAAACCUCAUAUGUGGUGGACCGGAGACGAAGACGAACAAGAAAUAUUUUGGGCUCAGUUCCACAGAAGCAUGAAGGCAAAUAGGGCUGUAACCAAUGCUAUCCCCCUUUAUUUAUAGAAUAGGCCUUUGGUGAUUUGAAUCAAUGUGCUGUUUCUAGUAGCUACAUCACUGACUCAUCACACUCAAGAUACAUGAAAUGGGUGAUUGGUGGGUUCCACAAGGGUAUGUCUUCGGUCCAAUUUCCUUUUAUUUUAUUUUUGUUUACUCAUGGGGCCUGUUCCAGAAAGGAAUGCGUUUUACACAACUUUAACAUCACAUGCAAGUCAGACAUGAGCGCAUCUGACUGGUUAAAAAUAAAGGUGCUUUUAAUUGCAACUCUCUCUGCAAUUGUUCACUGAUCAAAAAUUGAUUACUUGUUUUUUUCAUUUUGCUAUGGAUUUGCUGGUGAUUACAUUCUCCUCUAUAAAUGCGGAGGAUACCAUAAAGGGUGUAUUUCGAUUUUAGAUGAUAGUUUAUUUACCAAUGCAUGAUUGAUG